Diachasma alloeum is the source of this 2404-nucleotide messenger RNA. It is a transcript of the gene UBL3, whose product is annotated as ubiquitin-like protein 3. The transcript has 4 exons. The record is from RefSeq and is a predicted model, not a curated record. NCBI's taxonomy places the organism in Eukaryota, Metazoa, Arthropoda, Insecta, Hymenoptera, Braconidae. Gene Ontology annotation, molecular function: protein binding. The coding region runs from base 1 to 405 and encodes 134 amino acids.
AUGAUUCAUAUAUGUGCACGAUGUAACACGUAUUCAGAGUCGGAAUUCCCGAGUACAACUUCCAACAUAAACCUACGCCUCAUCCUUGUGAGUGGUAAGACAAAAGAGUUCCUAUUCAGUCCAAGUGACUCUGCGGGGGACAUAGCUCAUCAUGUGUUUGAAAACUGGCCCGAAGACUGGACGGAGGAGGCAGUCGCCAAGGCAGAAAUAUUGCGGCUAAUUUACCAGGGACGUUUUCUGCACAGCAAUGUCACGCUCGGUGCGCUUGGUCUUCCUUUCGGAAAAACAACAGUUAUGCAUCUGGUACCACGGGAGAACUUGCCCGAGCCUAAUUCCCAAGAUCAGAGACAAAAGAGUAAAGGGGGCGGUAGUAGUUGCUGCUCAGCAUCGUGCUGCAUACUCUAAACAUUGGCCGCCUUGGAUUACUGCGAGGUCAUUAUUAAUACACAUGAGACAAUGGGAAAUCCAAGCUGGGCCACGGUUUCUAAGAUUUUAUGGCUGAUGUAUAAUCGUUAGUGGCUGAGAUCUUAUGAGCAGUGUAGCUGAGUAAUAGUAAAAACCUAGCAUUCUGACUGGAAUUCACCAGUACUCUGGUUAACGUGGCGGGGACACAAUGAAAAUCAAUUGAAUUAAUGAGCGCCACGUGAGAUGGAAGUUGAACCAAUGCAUAUUUUCUACUAGACGUUAGUUUUAUUGUUGAAAAAACGUUUUAUGCUGUUCAAUGCGUCGUCGAGUGGUGUUAUCACAAUUUAAAAGAAAGCUAUGACCAUUGUAAUAUCGAUAAUCUAAUACUCAUAGAAGGGAGACUAGCGUCAGAGCCAAACUUCGAUUAUAAAUGUGCCCCUUGCACAUGUCGAAUCGACGGAUCGUCCCUUCUGCCCAAUGCGGGAAAUGCUUCGCCACGUGUGACUCAUUGUUUUCAAUAAUUGAUGGAAGAUAUAGCCGUGGAAUAAUGAAAAUAAAUCUACUCAUCCGCGCUUUAAAAAGUAUUCCUGAGUGCCGCUAGACGCGCCAUGAGUGCAUUAAUAUGUUGCAAAUGCCUUUUGUUAUUCAAAAGUUCAUUGGCCUCCUGGUACAUGACUGCGGCGCACAAAUAAAAUUCACCGAGAUAAUUUUAAUGAUGGAAGUAAAUAAAUUUCAUUACCAAACAAAAACAGCACAUGAAAGGGAUAAUAAAUUAAUAUCAUGUAGUAUUCAUUUCUCCUCCUCUCUCUCCCCGCCUCGCGCAGAAAUGCUCUCUGAAUAAUAAAACUAACAAGACAAAGGGAAAACAAACAUUACAACUCAAGAACGAGAAAACAAAAUGCUACAGUGCUUAAAGUCUCAAUCACUAUCCAACUAUCGCAGCGUUAUUAUAAUUAUUGUAGACCGGAAUAUGUGUGUGAGACUGGGUCAAAUAAAAGAUUGAUUAAGUAAACCAAUUCAGAGAAAAAAUGAUUUGAAAAAAAAAGAGAAAAAAAAUGGCAAAAAAAUCGGGUGUAUGUGUUUUGAGCGAGAUUGAUGGAAAAAGAAUAAAUUUAUGUUGUGAUAUGCAGGUAGUAAAUAUUAUAUACAUACUAUUAUUAAAAUUAUAUAUAAAUAUAUAUAAAUAUAUUAAAAUUGGUAUGAGACACGUUGACACGCAGUUGAACUCUCAUACUAUAGACUUUAUUAUCAUGAAUUUAGAGAAAAAAAUGAAGAAAACAAAAAUUAAGUAAUAUUACGACGCCACUUUGAGAGUUUAGUAAUUCAGUAUAAAAGAGAUGGAGAAACAAAUUGCUGAGGAAAUGGACAUUGGAUCUCUUAUGGUAGUUAUGAUUAAAUCAAAUCUCAAAUAUAUUCCCUGUUAGCUCCUUUUCGUCCCCCUAUCGCCGCCACUCCUUCCCACGAGAAACUCAAAAAAAAAUACAAUUGAUGAAGAAAAAGCAAAUUUUAAAUGAAUUAUCCCCGUCCAAAUUUUUUCGUAAUUCGGCCUAUAGUGUGGAAAUAAAAAAGGCAAAUAUAUCUCGUAGUCCCAGUUGAUGCCCAAAUGCUACGGGUGAAAACAAAGCAUUCGUAGAUAAAACGUUUGUUAGAUAAUUAACGCCCAAAAAAAUGAUAACAAAGAAAUGGAAUUAAAUGAACCGUUAUGAUAUGUUUUAGCUUAUUCCACACAUACUCUAACUAUUACUAACUGUACUGUACUAUAUCUCUUACCUACAUAACGAAAAAAAAUCAAGCAAAAUAUGUAUAUAUUACUGUCCUCGUGUAGUGUAAUUUCAUCGAGAACAAUUCGACAAUUACGUUUUUUUAUUUAUUACUUAUGAUUUUCUGUUCCUUCCCCUUGUCCUUGAUAUCCAAUUUUCAUACCCAGUUACCUUGUUCCCAAUUUACGUUUAAACGAAAACUAUAGAUUCAAAUGAAUAAACAAAAAUGAUAUAAACCA